GCACGUACUGUUCGUUGUACAAGCCUCCUGGCAUGCAGGAAAUACGGGCGAUGUGGACGCAUCGCUCUAGCAAAAAGCUCAGCCUAACAGGGGAACCCUGGGUAUCACUGGCUCAUGAGGCGACACCGGAUCUCGCGUGAUCGAAGUUGUACAGCUACUGAGCACUUGCAAAUAUAGGCUCCCUGGCUAUUAAGAACGACGGUCCGGAGUGCUGACGAUUGCCCUGGACUACAGUGAGGGCACCGGCGCCGGAUACACUUCUAUGGGUGGGAUGGUUAAGCCGAUGACUAUCUGAGGAGGAGAACGAACUGACCAAACUAGUGCGCAAGGGGAGGACAACCCCGAGUCUCGUUCUUAUUCUCAAUCUUUGGCUGUACGUAGCCAAAGUCGCCUACCACGACUAAUUUUUCUGCCUUUUGCCCCGACCAGGUGUCCUGGCUCAAGGUACUCUCGUCUCCUUCUCCGGCAGUGGUCUGGCCCCUCGGUCUGUCGAUGGAAUGACUCAGGUAUGUCAGCUUGCGCUGUGCCCUUACUUGUGAAAUUCAUGCAAAGGGCGCCUACGUGGUCCUGGUCUCCACCGUCCUUGAAGUUAGGGGCGCACUUUCGAGUGGGUGUUCCUCCUAUUGAAGGUUUUGUCAUGCAGUAGCUUCGCCCCCAGAUGCCACUGAGUUUGCUGGACCAAGCUAAGGAUGCCGACUUGGCUCAGCCUGUUGCUCCUCCCAUUCCGUUUAGGUCCCAUGUCUGUCAUGCUGCCUGAAACCGGAUGAACCGAGAUGUCAACCGUUGCUAUUGCAGCGUUCCUACACCUGGUUGGCACGAGUGUCGUUCAUGCCAAUUAUGCAAGUACAAAGUCCGCCGCAGCCACGCAGCUAUCAGCCUGGCUGUACGGGUUCGCGAGGUGCUCGUUCGUUGGGAUCCCACGCCGUUGGGCACCAUCUCGUCCGUUCAGGAGACCACUUUUCAAUCCAGGCAUUCUUGAGGACGCGUCUGGCAAGCUUCACCGCUCCUUCUGGGCGUCCUUGCGAAGUCUCGGGGAGGGCUCUUUCGACUGCUCAAUGAGAUGUAUAUUACGCGGUCUCAUCUCACCCACAAGCCCCCAAAAGCUACAAUACUAUGUUGGCCCAAGUGAUUGCAAUCAGUCCCAAUAGAGCCACGUCUACUUCCCCCGGCAACUGCCCAUGAUGCCUUCUCGAAGAGAGCGUGGGUCUCGGAGCACGCGUUCCCAUGUCAGCAGAUAUUCGAGACACAUUCACUCUUGUGCGCUCGGAAGAUUCCUCAUCCUCUGCCGAUUCCUGCGACACGAUGACUUUAUGGGUGCAUUGUGUUAUGGACCCCCCCGGUCCUGGCUGUGCGAGGCAAGAGAAGCACGGCUGCUUUUAAUUCUUGCCAACGCCCUGACUGUGUCAGGUCCAGCCGUGCCCAGCGACAUGGAAACGGUCGGUUCGAACGCAAUCUUGGCCAUCGGCCACGAAGCAGGUGAUAUUGACCAAGCCCGGAGCCGGGCUCGAGACUUGGAACUCCUCGCUCACAUCGGGGCACAGUUCACUAUGGAUUGAGGCUUCCAAAGAAUUCGUGGGGGAAGGGUUCUUGAGGAUCAGUCAUGCGUGCAGACACAGAUCCCCCUGCACAUGCCUGCACCUGCAUGCCGGGCUAUAGAGUAAAGUAAGAGCAGAUCUGGAUAGGCUGCCUUAUCGCGGUACGGGCCGAACAGAAAGUCAAGGCGUGUUCCUAUUCUCAUCGAGACAAGACAUCUCACCGAGUAUCUCAAUGGCUUUGCACGUAUACCAAUUUAUUGCUCACCGCUCUGCCUCAACUGGCUCAACACUGUUCAGGCAAUGGCACGUGUUUCCUUUCUUUCUUGUUCUUCCUCUCCUCCAUUGAUUCCCAACCAUGUCGUUGACAGCAGGGUUUUUUGCAUGCAGUUGAAAUUUACUUUGGCUAUAGGAUAGGCCGCGAAAUGAGUGGAGCUGGAACCAACGGAUCCUCAUUCCUAGCGAUAGGGCCAAAAUGACGGCGUCGAAGGGAUGGCGAUUGGUCGCGGGGGCCCUCUGUGGCCACGAACACUCGUUCGUCGGUUCAGAGGCCACACCGUCGCCCUCACCGCCGAAUUGGCAAUGCUCAAGUGAUCCCUGUUUUUGUCUGCGUUUACUGAGCCAGCUGGCGCCGGUAGGAUUAUGCAUGAGAUGGCGAGGCGAGCGUCAUUGGGAAGACGAUCGAGGAGGAGAAGCAGCAUGCGACUAGUACGUUAGCCAACAGCGGAAACCAAUAAGAACAUGUACUAAGGACGCUAUUUCUACGCCGCGCAACUUAGCGCGUCUUGUCUACCAACGCAUCAGCUCAGGCUGUGCAUCCGGAUCCUUCAAGUUCUUGUGUACGCAAGCUCCCCCAGUCAACUCUCUCCAGUGACAGUAGGUGGAAGCGUACGGUACGCAGUGUCUCCUGCGUUGCUCUGCUGCGGUCACUCGCCUACUACUCCUAGUAUGUGGAAGUACAUGCCAUCCACGAGCAAUCUUUUUUCCGUCAGUCCGUUUGAUCCAACCGGACCACUGUCGGGGCUACCAAACCGGUGACAUGGGCAGUUCACGAUAUUCGCCUCCUCCGUGCUUUUUUACCGCUAUGAUCGACUCCCAGUCUAGUACCACGGCCAUCUUCGCUGCUGCCUCUGAUGUCUGACGAUCGAAUAGUUGGAGCGCUACGUCAACCUGUGGUUGGCUCCACGUAGUACAGCAGUUGGUCAAUAUAGGAAUGAAGGGCAAUUCCCAACCAGGCCGCCUACAAAGUGGGCCGUCACCUAUGCGGCCCUGGGGUCGGCGUGACAAGAAGACGAGUACCUCCAAAAGCCUCACGUUUCAAGAAAACUACUCAAAUACACCGCUUGUUGUCACACCUUCGAUCGGUACGAUCGCCUGAUUAGCCUGACUCAUACUGGAAGAGACAAGAAUUCGACCUGAUUCUGGUGUUGUCCAGCAUGGGCCAUAUCCUUGCAGAAGCCUCUCUCAUCUCACAGAUGGGAUUUUUGCGCUCCAAAUUGUACACUAGCUGAAAGAUCCUUGUCCGAUUCUACUACAAGGUCAACCGCUGUCACCGACGGCCUAUUCAGAUCCCCGCAAGCACCUCACCACUCUCAACGGAAUUUGACCUAUGCUCUUGCCCGCAUGAUCAUGACACUUCGACUCAACACGGGACAACUACACUCCGCUUCUCAAACCCCUGGGAAUGAUUAUCAUGGCUCAGUCAAGGACAGCCGCAACUUUUUUCUUUCUGUCCUACCAGAAGAAAACCUGCGCAGCCGGCAGGAAUAGAUCCAUGAUGGCCUUGCGUGGGGUCAUAUUGAUGCUGCUCCAUGAAGAACCUGCCACGAACUGACAAACGGCCAUUAGGCUGUCACACUCAGCUCAAACGUGGUUUACACCGUUUCUUCGGCACCUUUCCAAGACAAUCUCAGAGUUCACCCUGUUGCUCGCUUAUAGGCACGGUGUACUUUUCGCAUUUUGCAGAAAAUAGCGUCACCAUAGUCGGCUGAGCGGAUUACCAAGUUCUUGGGGAAACUCCGAGAGGUUCCAAUCCCAGUAAGAGCGCCAACAGCUUGGUAUCGUACCAGGCUAUUAAACAUGGUUCAUAUGGAGGCGCUACUGGCUCGCAGCUGCUCUUGGUGAGGUUGGAUCGUGCUUGGGGUAAGAUCUCACAAAAUCAUCGCCUCGAACGGGCUGUGACCCUUGACGAGCAGCCUGACACCGUGGAGUAAUUGCAUGGGCAGCCAGGUUCACACCAACGACCACGGCCCGGAGGCCUAUAACCUUUUCCCCGAUGCAUGUCGUCGCACAGGGAAUUUCAGCCUACUCUUUCUUUGUCCAUACGGUGCACCUAACUACGUGGGACUUGUGCUCUCGGGGAAGUACGGAUUACGCCUAUACUUGCUCAUUAGGUAAGGCUCGAUAACUAUGUUCGAGCUUUAGGUCUUGCCAGGUCCCAAGUCGAGGUGACCCUACCGCUACUCUAGGUAUCCACAUUCCACAAGGUAGAGUUGGAGUCCUGGCAGCAACGCCCAGUCUCCCAAUGGCAUACAGCCACCCACUCUCUUCCUCUUUACAGUGCUCCUAGGGUCGUCUCCUCGAUCGGCUUAGCUGCUGGUCUGUUUACCUCACCUAACCAUCAUGGAAGCUCCAUCACCCCUAGGUGCCUAGCAAAAGACGGCGCUCGGUAUUGGCUAUGGCCGGUUCCACAACAAUGGCAGGAAAAAGUAGCAACAGCCGUUCAGAGACUGCACUUACUCGGCAUAUGGUCUGAUGCUGUUGCCGUGUCUGAUGAUUUGGCACUCCUGCUGUACUCUGCAGGUGGACAUGGGUUAGCCUGCAGGUAUAGGGACAUUGACACAUUGUAUGCACAGGGUACAACUACAUCUGCUCUCUAACCAAUAUCAGGUCAACUUGAAAGGCCCGCUUUGCCCUUUCGAGGCCUAUGAGAGGCAGAUCUUCACACUUCUCGUGAUUCUGUUUCUGGAAAUGGGCAAAACUUGGAGGAGGUGGAAUGGUAGAUUUGUCAGGCGUUGGCAUCGCCCUACAUGGGUCUUUGUUGGUUGUUCUUGCAACCGCAGUUUAUAGCCAGGAUCCUGGAUACUGGCCGAUAGCGAGCUCCCACGUCGCAGACUGGUCCUCUGCAUCGAGUAUUCGUCAACAUACAUGGGUCCAGCCAGAUCUGGCGACUCUGCCGGCGUCACCGCCUCACCGACAUGAAAAGAAAUCAAGAUCUCCUGGUCUGUCCUGUUCUAGCCCCUGACCAAAAGGACCAUACGACGAAAGUCAUAUGAUGCUCUGGAGACCAUUGGCUCAAGUCUCUAACGCUUCGUACUAGUAUAAAUGUCGGCGUGUCUCGUCCCUACUCAGUCGUUGUUCGACUACCCAGUGGAUUCUGCAGUUAUUGAACCCCUAUCAUCAAACACCGCUGCUGACUAAACCUCUCUGUUUGUCCUGCACUACAAGGUAUUGCCGCCGGGCUUGAACCUCCUACUUCUUAUUCAGGAUGGGAUUAUACGUUCCAUCAAGCCAUGAGUCAAGGACCAGCACAAGAAAGCCAGCGAUGCCACGAAACACAGGGCAGGGGGCCGCCGGGGCUGCUGACCAACCCCUCGAAAAUGCACCCAGGAUUGACUUAGCUCAAGUUGGAGCCCAAUUCGAUAGCAACACUCCAACAUCUUCUGCUGGCAGUUCCGGGGUUCCGAAAGCAAUUGAAGACAAAGCUACUCAAGGGCCUAAGCUUUGAAUCCAGCAGAGUUUGAGAAAGGGCGCAAACCUGCUGGGAUGACAGGCUCUCAAAACUGGGACGGGAGUCUGCGGAAUUUUCUUCUUUGGCAAAUAGUUGCCAUGCCAUUCGCUUGGAAGUUGAAGGAUUUCAUUGAUGACCACACGGACGAAAUGCCAUUCAGAGACCAAAAUCAACAUGUCAUAUCCCACAACCUCGCACAGGCGUGUCGCUCUGCAUGCCCCAGAAUCUUUGUAACACCGCACCUGUCACAUUAUGCUUGAUUGAGAGUGGCUGGUUGCACAUGAUUGCUACUCUGAAAUAACUACAACGCAAUACUCCUUGCUGAGAGAUACAAGCCCCAUGUGCCUGUCAUGAGCGUGGCAAGGAAAGAUGCAUCAUGCCUGCAUGAACCAUGGUACCCAGAGGAGAGGACACAAACUUUGUUUCCCUAUUUGUUUCUGUUCCAAUGCUUGUAUGGAUGGCAUUUCCUCUCUGAACCUUGGUCUUGUCCGCUUUGGGCUGUCUUUUCACCAUGUACAGCGUCCCAAGCCAAUGGGAGAAAGGAGACUGGCUUUCCGUCAACCAAGCAAACUCCAGCAUUCAAAAGUCCAAAUUUCAAGCAGAUCGUCGAUCAACCCCAAUCCCUUUAUGGAAAUCUCAGGAGGAUCAGGCAUGUUCCACAAACACGCAUCACUCUUGUCCUUUUCCUUCUUUUUCCACUCUCUAGGUGGCCCCGUUUGCUGUCCCUGCCGGCUAGCCAAUGAGAUUACCACUUUUUGCCGCAUCGGGCCAUGGACCAUGGUCGAGCACCUCGUUCGACUACUUGAAUCUCGAUCUUUUCGACCUUGCAUAGCUGUGGGUCAGUCAACUAAGGCUCCAUGCGAGCUGAUUGCUAGAUGUCAUACGUCAUGUGUUCUAACAUCAGCUUCAUGCUUUUCCUGCCCGUCAUACAACAUAUCCAACAACCGAUCCGAGAUGAAGGCGAGCAAAGCACAUUUUAUCACGACAUAAUCAUUCAGUCAGGUCACACAUCCAUAUAUCACACCCAAAUGGCAAUGGCCAUGGCCCAUGGCCAUGUCUUGAUAAUCGUCAAGCGUGGAUCGGACAGGGACAGGAGUCAGUACCAUAUGACACCGGCACAUGGCACAUGGCUCAUGGCUGGUUCCACAGAUGGUUGCAAAGGCCAACUCAACCGUGGCCGCGGACAGGAGGCAGUUCUUUCGUUUUGUUUCAGAUGAUACACCUGUUCUUCGGGGACUAGGGUACCUAGGUAGUGAUCCCAUCUACAGUAGCCAAUACUGACGGGCGGUGCGGUCGGCCUCAAGUUUGAUGGAGCCCAGUUCUGCUGGAGCAUCGCCAUGCAUAUCAUAUCUUGCCCAUCGCUACGCAAAUGGAUCUGUUGACAUGUAAACCAACUGACUGGGUAUUGAAUACCUACCUACCUAUCUACUCAGAUAUGUAAAUAGUACCGAAACUCUCCUGGAUAGAAUACCUAGGUACUAGUGACUCCCAAUGUACACUGAG
Messenger RNA from Exophiala dermatitidis NIH/UT8656, 6765 nucleotides. RefSeq lists its product as uncharacterized. The coding region runs from base 5632 to 6252 and encodes 206 amino acids. The record is from RefSeq and is a predicted model, not a curated record. The transcript has 5 exons. Lineage: Eukaryota; Fungi; Ascomycota; Eurotiomycetes; Chaetothyriales; Herpotrichiellaceae.